Molecule: messenger RNA, 1544 nt
Organism: Anas platyrhynchos (mallard)
Lineage: Eukaryota; Metazoa; Chordata; Aves; Anseriformes; Anatidae
Gene: H1-8
Product: H1.8 linker histone
Biological process (GO): nucleosome assembly
Cellular component (GO): nucleosome
Molecular function (GO): DNA binding
Source: RefSeq, a predicted model, not a curated record
CCAGCUAACAAAUUAAGUCUUAAUUUUCCUCCUCUCGUUUGGGGGUUAAUUUGGGGGUUAAUUCUCCCUCCCAUUACUGGGCUCCCUGUGCUGUGCAGCCCCUGCUUCCCUGCAGGGCUGUUGUGCACAAAGGGCCCCAGCAGACAUGCCGGGUUCCCCAUCCAGCCCAUGGUGUGUGCUGCCAGUACACGGCCAUCCCACCCCCCAGCAGUGGGGUGGGUGCCUUUGCACUGCGUGGUCACAGCCUUCACCCUGCGAGCCCCCCGUCUCUCAUCCCUCUCCAAAACAUCUGCUGAGACAUGGCCCUUCACCUGCCAGCCUCUCACAAAGAUCUGGGCAUGAGUACUUGGCCUCACAGCCACCUGCUCCCCCUGGGCGGGGACCAGAGCAGUUAGCAGCUGCCAACCAGACCCUGCAGUUAUGGUGCUAAUCAGAUAAAUUAGCUGGAAGUGAGGUAAACCUGUGACCAGGGUCAGUAGUGCUGUAAACAGAGCUGGGACUGCUGGGCCUGAGGCUUUGGGCUGUUGCAUACUGUCAUGGAGCCUCAGACACAUAAAGCUGCUGGUGCUGCCCGGUUGUCUAGUCAGAUUGCUCGUGGCCGGCGGCAUCCGCCGACACUGAACAUGGUUAUUGAGGCGCUGCGGGCACAGGAUGGGACGAAGGGUGCCUCCGUCGUCACCAUCAAACGCUUCAUCCUGGCCAAGUACCCUGCCGUGGACCCUGUGCGCCUCAAAUACCUGCUGAAGCAGGCGUUGGCCAAGGGGCUGAGCCGUGGGGACCUGGUGCGGCCCCAUAACUCCUCUGCCCUGGGGGCCACUGGCCGCUUCAAGCUGGCACCUGAAAAGCUGCGGCAGAAGCAGCCGCCGGGCCAGGCAGAUCCCACUGGAGAACAGGCCCCAAAGCCAGGGCGCAAACGAGCUGCCAAGGCCACCCGGGUCCCUGCGGUGCUGGAGAGCGAAGGAGGACCAGGUACUGCUGAGGAGAAGCCAAAAGCCACGAAGCAGAAGCCAAAAGCUGCGAAGCAGAAGCCAAGGACGAAGCCUGCAGAUGUGCUCUCUCCUCUCCAGGCCCAGCCGGCACCAGCAGCAGCGAAGCCCAGGAGCGAUGGAGCAAAGGCCCCUCGGGCCCCUGCCAAAGGGCAGUCAGCGCCCCGUGCAGCUCUGGCUGACAAGGACAAGGGAGGGAACGAUGGUGACCGCCCUGUGGGUGCUGGGGCAAAGGGGACCAGAAAGGCCCCAGCAGGCAAGACUAAGGGGAAGGUGCCUGGGGAAGCUCAGGAAGCUGCCCCGAAGAAGAAGGGGGCUAAAGGCAAGACAAGGAAACCCCAGGCAGCCCGAGGUGCUGGCCAGGGGGAGUCUGUGCCGUAGGAGGCAUCGCUUGCCAUGUGGGCAAGGAGGUGCGCUAGGGGUCCCAGGUCUCUGGCAGUGCAGCACUGUGCCACUCUGAGCCCAGACCCAUGGCAUCUGAGUUGGUUUUAGUCUCCAGGACAGGUUUUAACUCUGUGUUCACCUGCUACUAAUAAAGCUGCUUCACUCAUCAUGAAA